UCAAAAUGCUGUCAAAAAGAAGUACCAAAAUCAAAACAAAACAAUUUGAAAUAUUUAAAACUCACGGAAAAUCAACGAUAUUCAUUUGUUAUUAGUAAUUCAAAGUAAAGUGGUUUUUUUACAGUUAUUAAUUUUAUUAAUAGCUUUGAGUUCCCUCUCGUAAAUUGACUAGAACGAAGUCAGGCGCGACCGUCGUACCUUACGGGAGUACUAGGCACUAGGCUGGCAUUCGGCUAGACUUGUGUCCAGGUGCACUAGUGUUUCCGGUUGCUACAUCCACUAUCUACGUCAGAAGCCUAACGUCGCGGCUUACGACAACAACUUCGACUCUCAACUACCGUAAAGAGUUGGCAUGCCUGGCGGAUCACUGAGCGGUUCAUACACUUCCUUGGAAAAUGUGUACCGUGGCACGACGGUACCCAACAAUAUGGCAGCCGGCUCUAAAAACAUGUUAAAGAAUGUUAAGAAAGCCCUUAGUCUCGGAGGAGGAGUUGCGAAGAUGAAAUUAGAGCCGUUACUUGAUAAAAGUUCAUCCGAUAUGGCCGAGGUGUUGACACAAAAGGAGACGAAACCAAUUCCAAAGAUCAUGCCGACCUCAGUUGCUGAAGAGACUGCCCUACUCGGCACGGUGACCUCGGACAGCAUGGACGACAUCGAGCUGAAGAACAUCCAGCUUCAGUUCCCGUCCAGCCGGCGGCUGAGCGGCGACGGCGCGUGCGCGGAGAUCCGCGUGCGUACCGACCGCGGGGAUAUCAUGGUGGCGGUUCAUGGUGACAGGAACAAGCCGGCCAUUGUCACCUACCACGAUUUGGGGCUUAACUAUGUGUCAAGCUUCCAAGCGUUCUUCAGCUUCGUGGACAUGCGGGCCCUGCUUGAGAACUUCUGCGUGUACCAUGUGAACGCGCCCGGCCAGGAGGAGGGAGCCCCCAGCCUGCCUGACGACUAUGUGUACCCGACCAUGGACGAGCUGGCCAACCAGAUCAACUACGUGCUGGGCCACUUCGGCAUCAAGACGUUCAUCGGCUUUGGAGUGGGCGCCGGGGCCAACAUCCUGGCUCGCUAUGCCGUCGCCCACCCUCAGAAGGUGGAUGCCCUGGCCCUGAUCAACUGCACCUCGACCCAGGCCGGUUGGAUCGAGUGGGGAUACCAGAAGAUGAACUCCCGCUACCUGCGCUCUCGCGGCAUGACCCAGGGCGUGCUGGACUACCUCAUGUGGCACCACUUCGGCAGGGGCACUGACGCUCGCAACCACGACCUGGUCCAGGUGUACCGCCUGUACUUCUCUCGCAACGUGAACCCGACCAACCUGUCGCUGCUGAUCGACUCCUACGUGCGUCGCUCGGACCUCAACAUCGCUCGUGACGGAAACACCCUGAAGGUGCCGGUGCUGAACAUCACGGGGUCGGACUCGCCCCACGUCGACGAUACGGUCACCUUCAACGGCCGUCUGGACCCAACCAACUCGACCUGGAUGAAGAUCUCCGACUGCGGAAUGGUGCUGGAGGAGCAGCCUGGGAAGGUCUCCGAGGCCUUCCGUCUGUUCUUGCAGGGUGAAGGAUACGGAUCCGACUUAAUAGCUCCGCUCUCGCCGACGAAGAUCACCCUCUUCCGGCGGAAGUCGUUCGAGGAGCGUGCGCAGGCGCAGAAGCGCCAGUGCCGCCUGUCGCCGGUCAUCCGCAUCACUGAGAACCCGAUCUCGGAGGCCGUCGUCUGCUAAACGCAAGGCGCAACCUUGUAGCCGUUUCACUGUAGUGUUACCCUAACGCACCCGGUUUUUACGAUAAUUUUUUUGAGUUGCGGACAGGUUGGGAUAUUAUAGCGUGUUUGUAAAAUAUGUUGGUAUAUAUAUUUUGUAUUUACAAUAUUUACAUACUCUCAAAAGAUUAAACAGGAGUUUGGCAAAAGCAUACAGUAUUUAACAGCGCAAAAAUGUAAGUACCUAGUUUAUGUACCUAUUUUCACACAAUUUAAUGUAAACUGAGUUUAACGGUAGUUUAACAGAAGCGAAAGUAUAUGACAGCUAAACAUUUGUUUCACACGUGUCCUGUUUGUGUUGUAAAUUAUAUUCAAUUUAACAAUUAUUUAUAAAAUAAUUUGACUAUCGUUAUCGUCAAAAACUGGGUGUCGUUCUUCUUCAAUACCCCACUGUCAUGUUUAGUAGAUGUUACAAUGAAAAAUGAUAUUUAAACUUAAUGCACUUUAGAAUCUGUUUUGCUCUGUUUACAAGUUAACAUUUUCCGUCUAAAUUUAACUUAAUCAGUCAAUAUUAAAAUCUGACACUGCAAGUAAUAGAAAACAUUUAAAAUUUGGUUUUAUAAUGCUAUAUGAUAAAAAGCGGGUAGAGGUUUUUAUUGGUGGCUAUAAGAAGAAAACAUUAUGAAAUAUUUUAAUUUAAAAUCAAAAACCCGAUUAGUAGUAUCUAUGCAUCUUUUUAUUUGAUACUGUAUAAUGAAAAAAAUAUACUUUAUUUAAAAACAACACUGCGCGAACCAAGAAAAUAUUGUAGAUCUGAGCUUAUAACUAUGUAUGUGAAAUUGGGGAUGGAUGGAAAAACGGAAUGCAGGAUUUGAGAAUAUAUUAUAUCUUUUAUAAUAUUUGGGUCAGUAAAUGAAAAAAUUAACGUUGUUAAACGACAAUUACAAGUUUACACGUAAAUAUCAUCAAAUCAUUUUCAGUUUUUAAUAUCUUUUUUACCAUGAAAUUGAAGAACCAAAAACUUUUAUUAACACUUAAGGAGUAUCUAUUUCUUAUUUCAUAAAAUGAAUGAGUAAGAUAGAAUAGAAGAAUGUCACAACAUUUUAUAUUCGGCUGCAGAGCAAGCUCGGGAACAAGAGUCUGGAAAGAAAUAAGAUAAUGCAUAGAGCCAUAAAUUAACAAAAUAUGGAGGAAUUUCAAAUCGUAAAGGGGUGCUAUUCUAAGGAAAGACCAUGCGUAAUAUACCUAUCUAAUUAUAAUUUAAGUAUAUUUUUACAAAUUAAGUAAGUAUAUUUAUUUAACAAUCGAAUCUCGGCCUAUUUUACUUUACAACUGUAUAUUAUAUUUAUUAAUUUAAAUUAUAUUUGUGGUCCAAAGCAAAAAAUAGAUCUGUCAGUAUCGUUUAUUUCGAUUACAUCUAGUCAUGCAAUAGAUUAUUUACUAUAAAAGUUUGCAAUGUGUGUGGCAGGUCUAAAGAACCGGAGGUGUUAAAGGGUAUAAGUCACUUUUUAAAAAUAAAUAACACAAUAACUGCCACAUCAAAUAAGUAUAUCUGAUUUACAAAAUUUACGCCGACAAAUUCAAAACCCUCUUUUAUUGUGUGAAUGUUAUUUUUAGAAGCAAUUCUAUGUUUUACUAUAUUUAUUUGUAUAAUAUAAGUUGGAUGAAGUUACAAUCUCUUUUAUUAUACACAUUAAGUAAUGAAAGUAUUGUAAAAGCUAAAAGGAAGUUUGCUGGUUUAUAUUAAUUCAGUUCUUAUUAAAUAUGUUCUAUAAAUCAAGCUUUUAUAAGUCAGCGUUUCAAAGAUUUUGCACAUUAAUGAAGUACCUUUUAUCAAGUUUUUUUUUUCCUUACGUUUGAUUUAGAUUUUUACAAAACAAUUUUGAUUCUUUUAUUGUGUUUUUUUAUAUAGUUUGGUUUGUUCAGUUAAUAGUUAGGUUUUUUACGUGUUAUACUUAGGUAAUUGUUAAAAAAUAUUAGUGAAGAGUGCUAAAUUUGCUUCAAACUUUGAACUCUAGACAUCCCAGCAUUAAAAAGGGAUUCUAUAGAUAGCGAAACUUCAUGCUAAAUGCAUAAUGUUAUUGUUUCAGUAGUUAGAAAUAUUAAUUUAUCAGAAAUAAUUAAUUGUAACAGAUUUACUCAUCGGAUUAUCUAAUUUGGUAAAUAAUUAACUUAAAACAAUUCAGUUGGGAUGUGAUAGCGAUUACAGGCAGUGUUGAAAGUGUCUUGCAACAUCCAGACACAUUUUUAUUACGGACACUUGAUUUAUUAUUUAAACAAAACAUAAUCGUUGGUGUUAUUUAUCUUUAACUUCCAUCUUAACACUCAUAAAAUUUCUGAGAUUUAGACUGUCACCUAUGUCUCUCAAAAUACCAUUUAAAUAGGAGGUUACUUACAUAAACAUUUAUAUAUAUUAAUCAAUUGUAUUGUAACACAUACUUACAUAAACUAUUGUAAUGAUGAAUCAGUAUUCUGCUAUGUAGGACGUAUUGUUCAAUGUAGUGAAAGUUUUCCAAUGUCUGUAUGAUACACCUAUACGGGUGAAACAUAUAUAAUGUGAAUUUCAAUGCUUAGUCUUAAUUCUUUUUAAUGUUAUGUAUACCUAAAUGUAACAAGCGUAUCGUUGCCUCUAGACGUACCACGUGGCAACGACUUUUCAUGUGAAUUGGUAUAUAAUAUGGGCCAAAUAAAAGCCUGUUUUACAA
Molecule: messenger RNA, 4400 nt
Organism: Plutella xylostella (diamondback moth)
Lineage: Eukaryota; Metazoa; Arthropoda; Insecta; Lepidoptera; Plutellidae
Source: RefSeq, a predicted model, not a curated record